AUGGCUCCCAAAAAGAAGUCAAAUAAAAAAGCCGAUGACGACUGGGAAGCAGAACUGGGCGAAUCGAUAGCUCCGGUAAACCAGACUGAGAACAAAGAAGAGCCUCAAGCUGAAGCUGCUGCUCCGGAGGAAGACGAUGACUUGGGUGGUGGACUACUCGCAGCUCUGAGGAAGAACAAAAACAAGAAGGCAAAGAGAGGGAAACCCACCAACGAUUUUGUGGACGGAGAGGACCUUGCUGCUACUAUAGAGAGCAAGCAGCCUGAAGAGGGCACGUUUGAUGAAGAUGACGUCUUUGCCGGAAAGCCAAAGGCAAAGGGAGCUACAAAGAAGGAGGCGGCAAAGCAAGAAGAACCUGAAGAGGGCGGAAAGCUAAAAUCGAAGAAAGAAAAGGAAAAGGAAAAGAAGGAGAGAGAGAAGCAGAGGAAAAAGGAACAGGCUGCGAAGAAGAAAGCAGCAGGUCCUGCUGCCGCUGCUCAGCCUGCUGCCAAACAAGAAGCUGCCAAACCUACCCCGGCCGCUGACACCAAACCGGCCCCAACUCCUGCUGCUGAGCCUUCUGGGAAGAAGAAGAAGGUCCCGGCCCAUUUGGCUGCAAUCCAGAGGCAGCAAGAGGCAUUACGAAAGCAACAGGAAGAAGAAGCACGCCGUCUAGAGCUUGAGAAGACAUUGGCUGAAGAAGAGCGCAAGAAGUUAGAGGAAGAGGAACGGAGAAAAGAGGAAGUCCGACAGAAGAAGAAGGAGAGAGAAAAGGAGAAAAAGGAACAGCUUAGACGUGAAGGAAAGCUUUUGACGAAGGCACAGAAGGAAGCAAAGGACCGAAAUGAGCUACGGAUGAAGCAGAUGCUGGAGGCUGGUGGUGCUGUAGUUGCUGGACUCGAAGAAAAGCCUGCGGAAAAGAAGAAGCCAGUAUAUGACAACAAGAAGAAGCGUGGAGGCAAGAAACAGGAGGAAGAUCUGGAAGCUGCUGCGGCCAGAGCGAAGGCACAACACGAAGCCGAGGAGGCCGAGAGAAAGCGACUGGAGGAGGAGAAGAAAGCCAAAGAGGCAGCUGAGGCAGCCAAAAAGGCCGAAGAAAGUGAUGAUGACAUCAAGGAGUCCUGGGACGCUUCCUCUGAUGAGGAAGAUGAAGCCAAACCCAAGGCUGGAGAGACAACUACCAAGGAUGCUGAGAAGGAGGCGCUGGAGGGAGCUACCCCUGAAGACUCUGAGUCCGAAGAAGAUUCCGAUGAAGAAUCCGAGGACGAAGAUGUCACAUCUACGCAGAAAGCUCUCGCGCAGAGAAAGGCAGAGGCAGCAGAGCGAAGAAGAAAGCAGCAUGAGGAGGCCCUGGCAGCACAGUCGAAAGAUAACCUCCGUUCCCCUAUUUGCUGUAUUCUUGGACACGUCGACACUGGAAAGACCAAACUUUUGGAUAAGAUCAGGCAGACCAACGUGCAAGAAGGAGAAGCUGGAGGUAUCACCCAGCAAAUUGGAGCUACCUACUUCCCUGUUGACGCCCUCGUCCAGAAGACCGCAGUUGUUAACAAAGAUGGUAAAUUCGACUUCAAGGUUCCUGGUCUGCUUGUCAUCGAUACCCCUGGGCACGAGUCCUUCUCCAAUCUGCGUUCAAGAGGAUCUUCGCUUUGCAACAUUGCUAUUUUGGUUGUCGACAUUAUGCACGGUUUGGAACCCCAGACUCUCGAGUCUAUGAGACUUUUGCGUGAUAGGAAGACCCCCUUCAUUGUGGCUUUGAACAAGAUAGACAGAUUGUUCGGUUGGAAGAAGAUUGAUAACAACGGCUUCCAGGACAGUUUGGCUAAGCAGAGCAAGACUGUUCAGAGCGAGUUUAGAGACCGAGUUAACAAGACCAAGCUCGCCUUUGCAGAACAAGGAUUCAACUCCGAGCUGUACUAUGAAAACAAGUCUAUGGCUCGUAACGUUUCUUUGGUUCCUACUUCGGCUCAUACUGGAGAGGGUGUGCCUGAUAUGCUUAAGCUACUUGUCACUCUUACCCAGGAGCGUAUGACCAACGCACUUAUGUACCUCUCAGAAGUCGAGUGUACUGUUUUGGAAGUGAAGGUUAUCGAGGGUCUCGGUACUACUAUUGAUGUUGUACUUUCUAACGGUGUGCUUCGCGAAGGAGAUCGUAUCGUCCUUUGCGGUCUCAACGGCGCUAUUGUCACAAAUAUCCGAGCUCUUCUAACUCCAGCCCCAAUGAAAGAACUCCGCCUCAAAUCUGCAUACGUUCAUAACAAGGAAGUCAAGGCUGCCCUUGGUGUCAAGAUUGCUGCCAACGAUCUCGAACAUGCUAUUGCUGGUUCCCGACUUCUUGUGGUCAACCAUGACGAUGACGAGGAGGAUCUUACGGAUGAAGUCAUGUCUGAUCUAGAGAACCUUCUCAGCAAGGUUUCCAGAGACAACCGUGGUGUUGCCGUUCAGGCUUCUACUCUUGGUUCUCUCGAAGCCUUGCUAGAGUUCUUGAGGACAUCCAAAAUCCCCGUUGCCAACAUCUCUAUCGGACCUGUGUACAAACGUGAUGUCAUGCGUGCAGGUGCUAUGCUUGAAAAAGCCAAGCAGUUCGCCGUCAUGCUUUGUUUCGAUGUCAAGGUCGAUAAGGAAGCCCAGGCUUAUGCAGAUGAGAACGGCAUUAAGAUUUUCACUGCUGAUAUCAUUUAUCAUCUGUUCGACGACUUCACGAAGCAUAUGGAAGAGCUUGCUGCGCAGAGAAAGGAAGAGAGCAAGCUACAAGCUGUCUUCCCUUGUGUCUUGUCACCUGUUGCUGUAUUCAACAAGAAGGAUCCGAUUGUUAUUGGUGUUGAUGUUACUGAAGGCUCCCUUCGUCUUCUAACGCCCCUUGCCGCCGUGAAAACCAACCCAACCACAGGACAGAAAGAAAUCAUCAGUCUCGGUAGAGUGAUGUCCAUUGAGCGAGACCACAAGCAACUCCCUAUCUGCAAGAAGGGACAGCCUUCCGUCGCCAUCAAGAUUGAAGGACCCAACCAGCCGCUGUACGGCCGCCAGCUCGAAGAAAAGGAUAUUCUCUACUCGAUGAUCUCCAGAAAGAGCAUAGACACACUUAAGGAGUUCUACCGAUCAGACGUAACGAUGGAGGAAUGGGGUCUUAUUAAAAAGUUGAAGCCAGUGUUUGAUAUCCCUUGA
This is a messenger RNA of Nannizzia gypsea CBS 118893, 3141 nucleotides long. RefSeq names its product eukaryotic translation initiation factor 5B. Bases 1 to 3141 code for a protein of 1046 amino acids. Gene Ontology annotation, molecular function: GTP binding; GTPase activity; translation initiation factor activity. The record is from RefSeq and is a predicted model, not a curated record. Lineage: Eukaryota; Fungi; Ascomycota; Eurotiomycetes; Onygenales; Arthrodermataceae. The transcript is spliced from 3 exons.